This is a messenger RNA of Nicotiana attenuata, 1335 nucleotides long. RefSeq lists its product as uncharacterized. The record is from RefSeq and is a predicted model, not a curated record. Lineage: Eukaryota; Viridiplantae; Streptophyta; Magnoliopsida; Solanales; Solanaceae. Bases 1 to 1335 code for a protein of 444 amino acids. The transcript has 6 exons.
AUGGUAGAUGACGGAAGAGGCGCGUGUAUUAUUCACCCUCGAGUCCUCGUACAGAUGAGACUCGAGGAUAAAAUAAUACCGCGCUGCAUAACACUAACGGGUUUUAAUAAUGCAGUGGAACAGACCUCUGGAGAGAUAGUGCUGCCCGUUCUGGCCAGAGGUGUCACUUUGGAAAUGACAUUUCACGUCAUGAACCAGGAAACAACUUAUAACGCUAUCAUAGAGCGCCCAUGGAUAUACGCCAUGCGGGUCGUCCCAUCAAGUUUCUGUCAACAAUCAGCCAUAUCGAGAACCAAACCCGACAUACAAAUAGAGGCCAUCAAAGACCCAGAUGUCAUAGAAGCCUGCAAGGAAACCGUAGAGGACCUCGAUCCCGUUCAAUUGGACAACAACGGUAGCACAAGAAAAGCUUAUAUCGGGCACAACCUCUCAGAACCAGAUAUGCCGGGCAUCCCAAGGGACAUCGCCAUACACAGGCUGAAUGUCGACCCCCUCCACACGCCUGUGCGGCAAAUGAGGAGAAAGUUUAACGCUGCAAUCAACGACGUAGUCAGCGAAGAAGUCGAUAAGCUGCUCGCUUAUGGUUCCGUCCAAGAAUCAAAGUAUCCUCAGUGGGCCGCCAAUAUGGUCAUGGUGAAAAAGAAAAACGGGAAGGGGAGGAUAAGAAGACCAACAAAAGACCACUUUCAUCACUCACCGGGAACGUACUGCUACAGAUUCAUGCCAUUCGGACUCAAGAACGCGGGGGCAACAUACCAAAGGUUAGUCACCAAAAUGUUCAAAGAACAACUCGGAAAGACUAUGGAGGUCUACAUCGAUGACAUGCUAGUGAAGUCGAAAAGGAAGGAAGAUCACAUUGAUCAUCUGAAGGAAGCCUUCGGAAUAUUGAGGCAAUACGGAAUGAAACUGAAUCCCGAUAAAUGUGCCUUCGGCAUAACCUCGGGUAAGUUCCUCGAUUUUUUGGUGUCGCAAAGAGGCAUCGCGGUCAACCCAGAUCAAAUCAAGGCCAUUGAAGGAAUACCGGAGACAUUAACCAGCAAGAAGCAGGCAGAUCCAGGUGAAUACCUCCUGGUGUACCUAGCAGUCUCCGAAGUCGCGGUAAGUGCAGUUUUGGUCCGCGACAACAAAGGUACGCAGUCUCCAAUUUACUAUAUCAGCAAAACCUUAAUUGAUGCCGGAACAAGUGCGGAAAUAUUGCCCGAAGUAGAGCAGGAAGCACUCCGCACUUCCGAACGAUCUGACCUAUGGGUCCUCUACACCGACGGCGCAUCUAAUGCGUCAGGAUCGGGACUGGGACUCGUCCUCAAAGUCCCUACGGGCGAAGUGAUUCGCUAA